CCCGAUCGCAUGGUUURUUGUUUGGCGGCUUUUUCCAGUCAGAUUUUCCAGUACUUUGCAGUUCAAAACUACUUCUUUUUAUGUUAUUUUUACAUCAUGUCCUUCAGUCACAGUGGAUACUCGUUUGAAUACCCCAAGGAUCACCCAAGAAACGUUAUUCCAGACUUGUGUCGUCAGUUUUACCAUUUGGGCUGGGUUACUGGUACUGGUGGUGGUGUAACAGUGCGACAUGGGGAUGAGAUUUAUAUUGCACCUUCAGGUGUUCAGAAGGAAAGAAUUCAGCCUGAGGAUUUAUUUGUCUGUGACGUUACAGGAACUGACAUAUCUUCACCACCACCAGCAAAAAAGUUAAAGAAAAGUCAAUGCACACCUCUAUUUAUGAGCGCUUACACAAUGAGAGGUGCUGGUGCUGUUAUUCAUACUCAUUCAAAGCAUGCUGUCAUGGUAACACUGCUWUUUGACCAUGAGUUCCAUAUAACCCACCAAGAAAUGAUCAAAGGAAUUAGAAAAUGCCAAUCAAAGGUUUCMUACAAGUUCUAUGAGGAUCUUGUUGUGCCAAUAAUAGAAAAUACUCCAGAAGAGCAAGAUCUAACGGAAUCAUUACAGGAGGCAAUGCUUGCCUACCCAGAAACCACUGCAAUUCUUGUACGGCGACAUGGURUCUAUGUUUGGGGAGACACGUGGGAGAAAGCUAAGACAAUGUGUGAAUGUUACGACUAUCUGUUUGAUAUCGCAGUACAGAUGAAACAAAUUGGCAUGGAUCCCGCGGCAAAACCAAGCAAGUGCCACGCUAAAUGUUGUACGUAAUACCGACGAAAUGCACCGAGUAUGGGRUUAACAACAACAAGAAAGGACUCUGGUAGUUGAACAGCUCAUAUCCUGUCCUUCACAAAUACUUACAAUGUGAUUGACAUUUUCUUAUCAGAUAGAACGAUCAUAUGAAAAUGUUUGUUUUUUAACAAUAGAAGCUUGUCUUCUGUGAUGAUUAAUUUUUUAAUCUGUUAUCGCUGUAGUAUUUUGGCAGCAACAGGGAAUYAUUAAAAACAUACUUGAAAAA
Molecule: messenger RNA, 1057 nt
Organism: Exaiptasia diaphana
Lineage: Eukaryota; Metazoa; Cnidaria; Anthozoa; Actiniaria; Aiptasiidae
Product: methylthioribulose-1-phosphate dehydratase
Exons: 9
Coding region: 10-807 (265 amino acids)
Cellular component (GO): cytoplasm
Molecular function (GO): metal ion binding; methylthioribulose 1-phosphate dehydratase activity
Source: RefSeq, a predicted model, not a curated record